This is a messenger RNA of Melitaea cinxia (Glanville fritillary), 562 nucleotides long. Its product is annotated as protein THEM6-like. Lineage: Eukaryota; Metazoa; Arthropoda; Insecta; Lepidoptera; Nymphalidae. The transcript is spliced from 3 exons. Bases 1 to 561 code for a protein of 186 amino acids. The record is from RefSeq and is a predicted model, not a curated record.
AUGUUAUGUGAUAUAAAUUACGUCAUUAGAACCGGUUUCACAGUGAUCAGCGGAAGACUCUACCAAAGAAAACAUUCGUUAUAUGAUGUUACUGUUAUUUAUGGAUUAUGUACAUUUCAAGACUGUGAUGUAUUCAUUCGACAUAUACGUAUAGCGAGGCUAGUCCGAGAAAUCGAUUUCGCUAGAUAUCAUUUUUAUGACAGAACUGGCAUCUACAGUCGAAGUCGACAAUUAGGAAUAAAGUCUCUACAAGGAUCGACCCUUACUGUAUUCGUUGACUCUAUUCCCUUAUUUGUGCCGUAUAAAAUAAUCACUAAGUUGGUAUACUGGGAUGAAAGGUCUUUGUUUUUUGAACACGAAGUGAUAACAUUACAUGAUGCAAGAACGCGAUAUUUACUAGUAUCCCGACAAUAUGCUAUUGGCGAAUAUACACAAACAAUUUCGAAUCUUUUAAAAGGUCUUCCAGGAUCAAUGUCCAUUCCAAAGUCUCCUAAAUAUAUACAAGAUUGGUUAAAAAGUAUGGCAAUAUCUAGUGCUAAAUUAAGAAAUACUAAAACGUAAA